CGCUCUCUCCAGAAUUUUCUGGUGUAAUCCCGUUCCUUCUCCGUCGCCGCAACGUGUACUUCUUCCCGAACCCAGUAGAAUUUGUUCGACCCUUCCCCUCCGAAUCAUAUAUAUACCCACAUUGCCACGCCUUUUGCUACAACGAAAACCAAAGAACAAAGAAAAAUCUCCGUAAACACUCUCCAAAUAACUCUCCAAUCUCCUUUCGAAAAAACCAACCUUUGUUUCUUGAAAUACUCACAGUUCUAUAAUGGCUAAAGCUGAAGGAAAAGCUAUUGGCAUCGAUCUCGGCACAACUUACAGUUGUGUUGGGGUAUGGCAAAAUGAUCGUGUAGAAAUCAUCCCAAAUGAUCAGGGCAACAGAACAACACCAUCCUACGUUGCCUUCACAGAUACAGAACGGCUUAUCGGCGACGCAGCCAAGAAUCAGGUGGCUAUGAACCCGCAAAACACCGUUUUCGACGCUAAGCGUUUAAUUGGUCGUCGAUUCUCUGACCCUACUGUCCAGAGUGACAUGAAGCACUGGCCGUUUAAGGUUGUUUCCGGUCCAGGCGACAAGCCCAUGAUCGUUGUCCAAUAUAAAGGUGAAGAGAAACAGUUUGCUCCUGAGGAGAUUUCGUCUAUGGUUUUGACGAAGAUGAAGGAAGUAGCUGAAGCCUUUUUGGGACAAACUGUUAAAAAUGCUGUAGUUACAGUUCCUGCUUAUUUUAAUGAUUCUCAAAGGCAGGCUACGAAAGAUGCAGGAGCUAUUUCGGGGCUUAAUGUUAUGAGGAUUAUUAACGAGCCUACAGCUGCAGCAAUUGCUUAUGGUUUGGAUAAAAAGGCGUCGAAAAGUGGCGAAAAGAACGUGUUGAUUUUUGAUCUUGGUGGUGGAACCUUUGAUGUUUCGUUAUUGACUAUUGAAGAAGGAAUUUUUGAAGUUAAGGCGACGGCUGGUGAUACGCAUUUGGGCGGUGAAGAUUUUGACAAUAGACUUGUUAAUCACUUUGUGCAAGAGUUCAAAAGGAAGCACAAGAAGGAUAUUAGCGGCAAUGCUAGAGCUCUGAGGAGGUUAAGGACUGCUUGCGAAAGGGCGAAAAGGACUCUCUCGUCGACUGCUCAGACAACGAUUGAGAUCGAUUCUCUGUACGAGGGUAUUGAUUUCUAUGCUACUAUUACAAGGGCAAGAUUUGAGGAGAUGAACAUGGAUUUGUUCAGAAAGUGUAUGGAACCUGUGGAGAAAUGUUUAAGGGAUGCAAAGAUUGACAAGAGCCAUGUUCAUGAUGUGGUUCUUGUUGGUGGCUCCACUAGGAUUCCCAAAGUGCAGCAAUUGUUGCAAGAUUUUUUCAAUGGUAAGGAGCUUUGUAAGAGUAUUAAUCCUGAUGAGGCUGUGGCUUAUGGUGCUGCUGUUCAAGCUGCAAUUUUGAGUGGAGAAGGUGACCAAAAAGUUCAAGAUUUGCUGCUUCUUGAUGUCACACCUCUCAGUCUUGGUCUUGAAACUGCUGGUGGUGUGAUGACUGUUUUGAUUCCAAGAAAUACAACCAUUCCGACAAAGAAAGAGCAAAUCUUUUCGACUUAUUCGGACAAUCAACCAGGUGUGCUCAUUCAGGUGUAUGAAGGAGAAAGGCCAAUGACUAAAGACAACAACCUUCUUGGGAAAUUUGAGCUCAAGGGUAUUCCACCAGCACCAAGAGGAGUACCUCAGGUCAAUGUUUGUUUUGACAUUGAUGCUAAUGGUAUUCUCAACGUGUCGGCUGAGGACAAGACUGCUGGUGUGAAGAACAAGAUUACCAUUACAAAUGAUAAAGGAAGGUUAAGCAAGGAAGAAAUUGAGAGGUUGGUUCAAGAAGCUGAGAGGUAUAAGGCAGAGGAUGAGUCGAUGAAGAAAAAAGUCGAGGCGAAGAAUGCAUUGGAGAAUUAUGCCUACAACAUGAGGAAUACAGUGAGGGAUGAGAAAUUCUCAGGGAAAUUGGAUCCUUCUGAUAAGCAGAAGAUUGAAAAGGCUGUGGACGAGACGAUUGAUUGGUUGGAAGGGAAUCAAUUGGCUGAAGUAGAUGAAUUUGAGGAUAAACUGAAGGAGUUGGAGAACUUGUGCAACCCAAUUAUCGCGAAAAUGUACCAAGGUGGAGAUGUGCCCAUGGGAGGCAGUGCUGACACUGGAGCUGGUUAUGGUAAAGCUGGAUCAACAAAUAAUGGUGCAGGGCCUAAAAUUGAAGAAGUGGAUUAAAGAUGAUAUGUUACUUUGCUGGAUAUUUUUGUUUUAGUUAUCUACUAGUUAGUUAUUACUUUGAGUUGCAGGAAGUUGUUGAGUGUCCAGUUUUUGUGAGAGAGAAACAAUUACUAUAAACUAUGUAAAUCUCUAUGUUUAUCUAAAUAAAACUCAUUUUUCAUCUUA
Molecule: messenger RNA, 2374 nt
Organism: Nicotiana attenuata
Lineage: Eukaryota; Viridiplantae; Streptophyta; Magnoliopsida; Solanales; Solanaceae
Product: heat shock 70 kDa protein
Exons: 1
Coding region: 251-2206 (651 amino acids)
Biological process (GO): protein refolding; cellular response to unfolded protein
Cellular component (GO): cytoplasm
Molecular function (GO): heat shock protein binding; ATP-dependent protein folding chaperone; misfolded protein binding
Source: RefSeq, a predicted model, not a curated record